Molecule: messenger RNA, 1002 nt
Organism: Penicillium vulpinum
Lineage: Eukaryota; Fungi; Ascomycota; Eurotiomycetes; Eurotiales; Aspergillaceae
Product: DUF924 family protein
Exons: 3
Coding region: 1-1002 (333 amino acids)
Molecular function (GO): protein binding
Source: RefSeq, a predicted model, not a curated record
AUGACUCAGCCACAGCCUCCCCCGUGGGGCCCCCCGGUUGUGGACGGAUUGUGCUUGUUAAUUCCAAAGGCACUUUUUCAGACGAGACUUGCGACCUUCAAGCCAGUGGGGAUCCCUGUCAACGGCCUGAUAUCAAUCCUAAGUCUCCGAAAAAAUCUUAUCGGAAGGCGUCAAUUAAAGAAUAAUUUGGGCAGAAGCACCCUUGCUCGCGGAUUUCACUCAACUCCCAUCACAAUGGCAAACUCCUCCGAACCCAAGCAGACUUUGACACCAGCCCUCCUUGAUGACGUGCACAAGUUGUGGUUCGAUCACCUGAGCUGUGAAGAGGCACUAAUCCUACCCGGAUGGAGCGAGAUGGGGAAGUGGUUUUCUCGCGACGAGGCUUUUGACAAGGCCUGCACCACCCAAUUCCGCUCUGCCCUGGAAAAGAUCGUCGGAUCCGGAGCAUCAGCUUCGGAGAUUCUAUCUGCAUUUAGCCCAUCCUCGCCAAUGGAUUGGCUCAGCAUCAUCAUUCUACUUGACCAGAUUCCCCGUAAUUGCUACCGGGGAGCUGAGUCGAAGAUAGUUUUUGGGUACUUUGACCCAUUAGCUGAAGAAAUCGCCCUUCGAGCAAUCCAAGACGGGAUCCCAACUCAGUCGCCAUAUUUCAAGUAUCGAAUGGCUUAUCGUACUUGGUUCCAUAUGCCCCUUAUGCAUUCGGAAAACUUGGCUGUGCAUGAGCAAGCUGUCAAAGUGCACGAGGAUACAGCUAGGGAUGUGAAUGAGCUUCUGGCUAGAGAAGCAUCAACUCUUACGGAAGAGGAAAGAAAAUGCCAUGAUGUUCUAUCCGAGAAGGCAGAGGCGCUCCAAGCAUUCUUGAGCAAUACAUUUGACUUUGAGAAGAGACACAAAGUGAUCAUUGAGAAAUUCGGACGAUACCCACAUCGAAACCAGGCUCUGGGGAGAGUGCCAACCCCGGAGGAAGUUGAAUAUCUGAACAAUGGCGGGGAGACAUUUGGAUAA